Molecule: messenger RNA, 1951 nt
Organism: Moneuplotes crassus
Lineage: Eukaryota; Ciliophora; Spirotrichea; Euplotida; Euplotidae
Source: the annotation of a GenBank genome assembly
GUAGAGCAAUUGCAAUAAUUAAAUGUUUAGAAACAUAAAUAAGUCAAAUUCACGAAGACUUGAAACUUUGAGUGAAAACAUGACAAGAAGACCCCGCAACAAGUUCGCUCAUAUGCAAAGAGGACCACCCAGACACAGAAGACCCAACCCUAUGGCCAGAAAUGAGUUUGAAGCACAAGACUUCUACAGCCAGGACCAGUUCUCAGUAGGCUCCAGACCAUCAGAGUCAUUCCAAACUGAACUCUCAAAUUCUGUAAACAAGAAUCAGAUGCAAGGACCAUCACAAAUGCAAAGAACAACAGGAUUCCAACCCAGAGCCAGAAAACAGAGAUCAUCGAACAGCUGUCACGACUUCGGCUUUGCACCUGAGCUGUCUUGUGGGUUCAUAUCUCAGACUCAAGAUGCAGUUGCAACUCGUGAGCCUAUGCAGCCGAAAGAUUUGAGGUCGAUAUCUUGUGACGCUGACCAACUUGACUUGAUCCAGGUCAGUCCUGAGAAGCCCAACUACAACAUCAAGGGUGCUAGCUUGGUGUCAUCACAGUUUUCAGCAAUGGCUCCAUCCACUCAGACUCAGCAGCAAGAGUCUCAGAUCCACCCAACUCAGGAUGGCUUGAUGUCACAACAAGUUCAGUCAGCUCAACUAGCUCAGUCAGUUCAACCAGCUCAGCCUGGUGAGACAGCUCAGGCACAGAUUGAUCAGCUGAGUUCGAAGCUUGACUCAGUCAUGAGUUCGAUUUUGUCACAGCUGAAUCCUUCGCUCUCUCAAUCUCAAAAUAUGCCAACUGCUCCAGCUGCUCAGGAUGAUGCAGAGCAAGUCAAGAUGGCUGCAGAUACAGUCAUGACUCAGAAGUCGACUCAGCCAGCAACUCAGGUCAGCAAGCAAACCAAGUAGCUUCAAAUCCAAGGCAGUGAAGCCAGUACCAAGACAUCGCCAGUUGAAUGCAGAUUGUGAUGAAGUCAAAGAACAAGACAACUCUGAUGACUCUGAUUACGAGCGUAGAAAUAUCUUGAGUGAAGAUUGCAGAUCUAGUUCAUCUGAACAUGAAAAUGAACAGGAACACAAAUAAAGCCACUAAAAAGCGCUUAAAGACAAAGAAGUUGAGCAACAAUAAGAAACUUAUCAAAGAGACACCAGAAAUAUCACACAAGCGUCAGAGAGGUAGAUCCAGAAAGAUUGAGGCAAAACCUUCUAAAACAUGAUCGAUUCCUGCAUCUAAGAAAUAUAAACAGACUAGACUAAUUUCUGAAAUAUUACCAAAGAAGAAACAAGGAGUCCGCUUUUCUAGAGACAGAAAGAUUCAAUCUAAAAUUUGAGGUGUUCUUACUCGAAGAAUGUCUCAAUCCUUUUCUGAGGAUCAGAGCAGCUCAGCCUCUAGCGAUUCAUCAGAGAGUAGAUCAUCCCAUAUUGAAGAUUCAGCAACUUCAGAGGAAAGCUUGACUUUGUUCGAAGAUCCUGAGAGAACGGCAAGCUACUUGAUUAAAAGGCUGCAGACAUUGGCCAGAAAAGUCGAUUUGGUCUUUUCGAACGUGAAGUUUGGCCCAAGCCAAGAUUUUAGUGAAAGUGGUAGUGCAGAGGGAGAUGGAGUGAGAAGAGUGGGGAAGAAGGAGUUUAAGAGGUUUGAUAAUGAGAUAAGAAAGGUCGGAAGGAGGACUGGGUUAUUGGGGACUGCGUUUUCCACUGCGAUUAGGUUUAGGAAGAGUUUGUUUCCGCAAGAGGAGGAGCCGUAUCCCCAAGUCCCUCUUCCACUUACUUCUCAAUACCUCUAGGAGUCUAUCAGCCAAGAUCACUGAAGAAGAAGCGCGAAGGGGGUAACCCCUUUGCGUCUCCUCUGCAUUUGAUUAUCCAUGCAGAUUCCCAGCUUAAGAAGGAGAUUGAGCUAGUGCUCAAGAGGCUUGCUGAUGACAAUUAGAUUAAGGAAUAAAGCCCAGAUUUCUAAGGAUUUCAAUAAGG